Molecule: messenger RNA, 598 nt
Organism: Rhipicephalus microplus (southern cattle tick)
Lineage: Eukaryota; Metazoa; Arthropoda; Arachnida; Ixodida; Ixodidae
Product: UPF0235 protein C15orf40 homolog
Cellular component (GO): cytoplasm
Source: RefSeq, a predicted model, not a curated record
UUUUUCGCGCAAGACAAGCCAAGCACACAGCAAGAGCCAUGCAGGGAAGAGCACUUGUCGCAAUUAUUCGGCGUUUAGGCACUUCCCAAGCUAUGCCGAAAAAUAAAAGCAGCGCGAAGCCAGCAAGUAAACACGGCAAAUCCGCUGAGGAUACCAAAGGAGCCGAGCAGACAACCGGCGCUGUUUACAGUACGAACACUGGAACAGUUGCAAUUCGAGUACGCGCAAAGCCGGGAGCUAGUGAAAGUAGAAUCACUGAUGUCAGCGACGACUCUGUGGGCGUCCAGAUUGCUGCACCGCCCGUUGAUGGAGAAGCAAACACGGAACUAAUCCGCUUUCUCUCGAAACUCCUGAAUCUUCGUAAAAGUGACUUGUCGCUUGAAAAGGGCUCCCGCUCCAAAGACAAAGUUGUCUUGAUCACAGCACAAGUAAACGUAUCUGACGUACUUAGUUCGCUCAAAAAACAAAUAGGUAUCCGAUAUUAAACACAAAUUUUCGCCGUAGUUCUGCCUUUCGUGUUGUCACUUAAGGCUACAUAUCCCGCUUGUGGCAUUGUCAGUGUACAUAAACAAAUAAACAUCGUAAUGUAUGUUGUUCA